This is a messenger RNA of Gongylonema pulchrum, 195 nucleotides long. Lineage: Eukaryota; Metazoa; Nematoda; Chromadorea; Rhabditida; Gongylonematidae. The record is from the annotation of a GenBank genome assembly.
AUGACAUCGUUACUGCUGAACAGCAGUGAGAGUAGUGCGAGUGGUGUAGCGGCGACAAGUACCACACAAUUUCUGACGUUCCCGUUUCGACGACGAAGGAAGCGCUAUACGAUUAACCCUCCCGACGACACCUAUCAUGUUGUAUAUCUUGGCAAUGUUCUUACUCUCAUCGCCAAAGAUCUUAAAAUAACAUAG